AUGGCCGGCGACGACCAUGUGGUGGUUGAUGUGGACGGCUUAGCGAAAUCCAAGGAGAACGAGGUUUCCAAGAAGCCGUCUGAGGAUGCGAACGGCCCGGCGGCGGCUGCUGCAUCUCCGUCAGCUGUUGUUGACUUGGUCCAGGACGAGGAGGAGGAGGGCGGUGGGGAGGAGGAGCCUCUCAUCCAGGCUGCAGAGUGCCGCAUAUGCCAGGAUGAAGAUAGCGUCAAGAAUCUCGAGAAACCCUGUGCUUGCAGUGGCAGCGUCAAGUAUGCUCACAGAGCUUGCGUGCAACGCUGGUGCAAUGAGAAAGGAGACACUACUUGUGAAAUUUGCCAUGAGGAAUACAAGCCUGGUUACACUGCGCCCCCUCGUGUUCAGCCAGAUGAGACAACCAUAGACAUUGACGGUGAUUUGAUUAUGGAUUUGCGUGACCCAAGAAUUCUCGCUGUAGCAGCUGCCCAACGUCGUCUUCUUGAGGCAGAGUAUGAUGGUUAUGCUAAUACAGAUGCUAGUGGUGCUGCAUUCUGCCGUUCAGCUGCACUUAUUUUAAUGGCGCUGUUGCUUCUAAGGCAUGCAUUGUCUAUCUCAGACAACGAAGGAAAUGAUGAUGAUGCUUCUACCAUGUUCUCGCUUUUUCUGCUCCGAGCUGCUGGGUUUCUGCUGCCGUGCUACAUCAUGGCAUGGAUAUUCAGUAUUUUGCAUCGCCGGCGGCAAAGACAGGAAGAGGCUGCACUGGCGGCAGCAGAGGUGGCCUUCAUCCUACAGUCGGCCAGGGGCCGCGCCCUCCAGUUCACCAUCGCUCCAGACUCCCCCGCCACCCCACAGCACGAGCCAGUGCCGCAGCAACAGCAAUAG
Molecule: messenger RNA, 858 nt
Organism: Miscanthus lutarioriparius
Lineage: Eukaryota; Viridiplantae; Streptophyta; Magnoliopsida; Poales; Poaceae
Source: the annotation of a GenBank genome assembly